CUCGUGGCUAAUAAUAAUAAUAAUAACAAUAAUUUAUUAUUUGUACCCCGCCCAUCUGGCUGGGUUUCCCCAGUCACUCUGGGCGGCUUCCAACAAAGACCAAAAAUACACUAAAAUGUCAUGCAUUAAAAACUUCCCUGAACAGGACUGCCUUCAGAUGUCUUCUGAAUUUCAGGUAGUUGUUUAUCUCUUUGAUAUCUGAUGGGAGGGCGUUCUACAGGGCGGGCGCCACUACCAAGGAGGCCCUCUGCCUGGUUCCCUGUAACCUCACUUCUCGCAGUGAGGGAAUCACCAGAAGGCCCUCGGCGCUGGACCUCAGUGUCUGGGUAGAACAAUGGGGGUGGAGAUGCUCCUUCAGAUAUACUGGACCGAGGCCGUUUAGGGCUUUAAAGGUCAGCACCAACACUUUGAAUUGUGCUCGGAAACAUACUGGGAGCCAAUGUAGGUCUUUCAGGACCUGUGUAAUAUGGUCUCGGCAGCCGCUCCCAGUCACCAGUCUAGUUGCCGCAUUCUGGAUUAGUUGUAGUUUCCAGGUCACCUUCAAAGGUAGCCCCACAUAGAGCGCAUUGCAGUAGUCCAAGUGGAAGAUAACCAGAGCAUGGACCACUCUGGCAUCGCAUGGAAUCGCCGUUUACCUUCCUGCUGGAGCGGUACCUAUUUAUCUACUUGCACUUUGACGUGCUUUCGAACUGCUAGGUUGGCAGGAGCUGGGACCGAGCAACGGGAGCUCACCCCGUCGUGGGGAUUCGAACCGCCAACCUUCAGAUCGGCAAGUCCUAAGCUCUGUGGUUUAACCCACAGCGCCACCUGCAUCCCCUGGGGGCAAGUAGCGCAAGUGGAAAUCCUUGCACAAACGAGACAACUCUGUUGGAUGUAGCACUAGGCACUGGCUUUGAUCAAUAGAGAAAACAGCUACAACUUCCAUUAUGCAUUGUUUUCUGCGAGCAUUGGCGUUGGCAGAGAACGGGUUUUAGAAAAACUUUUCAUUUUUGCAUUCUCCACUAGGAAAGGCCCAUUUGGGCUUAGAUGGUUAGCAAGACAAAACAUCCUUGCUUGCCCCCACCCUACCCCCGCCCCAGAAGUAACUUACUGCACCUAUCAGACACCAUUCUUAUAAAUUAUGCUUAAGACAAACGGCAACUCAAUUAAGGACCUCAUUAUUUGCCUUGGGCCCAGAACUCAUAAAUAAAUCCUCUUUAUUUGCAUGAUCAUUAUAUAAAAUGGGGGGGCACUGACCCGUCAUCACUCAGGAGUGGUUGCAAGUUUAUGAGGAUAUCAUUGCAAUUCAUUUCCAGGGAUAAUUUGUUUCUCUGCCAUUGAUUAUACGAUCCUGUUAUCUCGGUUUAUAGAAUGGGGAGACACUUCUCGGUUUGCUGAUGCGUUCCAAAACAGAAAUCUAUACCCUUGCUUUAGCAGGUAUUUGUCCUCAUUUGCACCACAGAAUCUAUCUAUGCACUGCCUUAAGGUGUCUUGGUAAAGGUUUAACUACCUUCCCCUUGUCUCUUUUUGCCCUCACAUUCCAACAUGACCUUUGCUCAUGACCUUUGCUCCUCCAAUGCUACCAAUCCGGAAUAUCUCCUGUUUCCUUAAACUACUAGCUAAGUGGUGGCUAAUGGGCAGCACAGUUUCAGUCAAAGGUCUUUCCCAUCUCCUGCUAGCUAGUCCUUUUAGCUAGCAAACAGAAGAACGUAAGUCCACACCAUACAUUUAAAGCACAUUUAAAGCAAAUGAUUUCUCCGAAAGGAUCCUGGGAACUAGAAUCGACCCCUUGCAGAACUACAGUUCCUUGCACCCUUAAACUACAGUUCCCAGGAUUUGGGAGGGGAGGGAGCUGUGUGCUUUGAAUGCAUUGUAUGGAAGUCACUUUAGCCUAACUGCCAAGAAGGAAGGGUGAAUUUUCAGGCAGGUGGGAACUGGAAGAAGGGAAAGAUUAACCCUCUCCUCUCCACAUACUGAUCCCCACCACACCCAAGUGUGGUAUGUUAUGAAGUGUAGAUAAUGUGUGUGCAGAUUAAAUGAAUGAAGUUCUUUCUUUUCUUUUCUUUUCUUUUCUUUUUUUCUUUUCUUUUCUUUUCUUUUGCAAGAGCACCACUUGGCUGACAAGAGUCAUCCUUCCUGUUUAGCAACCAGCUAUCAAAUGACUUCUCUGUGUAACAUAACACACCACAAUUUCAUUCGGAAGCCAGGAAACUUCUCCGCUACGGCAAGAUUAGGAAAGACCUGGUGAAAAUGCCACAAAAGCAAUCCCUGGAGAAUGAUUAACGGGCCUCUGAGUUGCUUGAGUGGUGUUGUUUGUGUGCGCAUGUAGAAAACUUCAAGAUCCUUUUCUAAAAGAAAAAGAAACAGCCCCUUACUGAACCUACAGGUGCACGUGCUACCUUUAAGUAAGCCCUGGGUGUCAGGAAGGUGGAGCUCCAGGCACAGGUAUCAAUGCAAUUUGAGCUUCCUGGAAAGAUCUGCCUUCGUGAAAGCCUUUCCCAUCAGAGCCUGCCAAUGGUCCUGAAUGGGACUUGCAAAGCCUCUGAAACUAAUGACACCUUUGGAAAACCACCGGAGAAAUAAAACACCACUUAAGGGUAAUGAUUAAGGCAGGUGUCCAAAGGACAUCUGUGCAAACGCAAUACUUGCCUGUGAGAAGCGGGUAGUUUAGAAUGUAAUCCAGCUCAUUAAGUUUAUUUCGGGCUUCAGAGCCAUUUUCCUGUUCACCUAUGGCAAGCAAAAGUCUUUCUCUAGGCGACUAGGUAAUGAUGCAGUUUUUAAAAUAGAUUUUGAUACAAUCUGAGCACUGAUGAGUUGCUUGUUUUUGUUUUUAGAAUACUGCAGAUGUGCUGCACCGGACGGAAACAAGUAUAGGGAGGCAGCUGGGCCAGUAAACUUUGAGAGAGGGUGGUUAGGAGCCAUUGCACACUUAUUUACAAGAUUGGCUGUGCCACACCUUGUGGCUGUCAUUUUGUGACAUGCCUUGCCGCUAGAGCAGCCAUUUCAUGCCUGAUGCCCAUGGCAUUUCCUCAAAAUUCCAAAUGUGCUCAUGGGCCCAGACACAUUGAAACAUUCGCCUCCUGAUUUUCCUAAGGCUCCACCUCCUUACUCCAUUCAUAUACAGUGGUACCUCAGGUUACAUACGCUUCAGGUUACAUACGCUUCAGGUUACAGACUCCACUAACCCAGAAAUAGUGCUUCAGGUUAAGAACUUUGCUUCAGGUUGAGAACAGAAAUCGUGCUCCGGCGGCGUGGCAGCAGCAGGAGGCCCCAUUAGCUAAAGUGGCACUUCAGGUUAAGAACAGUUUCAGGUUAAGUACGGACCUCCGGAACGAAUUAAGUACUUAACCCGAGGUACCACUGUACCAGUUGGCAACUGCAUAUGCUGUUACCGAAGAAAGCUUAAUGUGAUAAGUCUACAAGGUCAUUUCUAAGUUAGAAACCCAUGAGAAACCUCAUUUGUGAACAAAAUGUGUGUGCCUAAACGGCCUCGGUCCUGUAUACCUGAAGGAGCAUCUCCACCCCAAUCAUUCAGCCUGGACACUGAGAUCCAGCUCCGAGGGCCUUCUGGCGGUUCCCUCAUUGUGAGAAGUGAGGUUACAGUGAACCAGGCAGAGGGCCUUCUUGGUAGUGGCACCCGCCCUGUGGAACGCCCUCCCUUCAGAUGCCAAGGAAAUAAACAACUAUCUGACUUUUAGAAGACAUCUGAAGGCAGUCCUGUUUAGGGAAGUUUUUAAUAUUUAAUGCUGUAUUGUUUUUAACACUCGAUUUGGAGCCGCCCAGAGUGGCUGGGGAAACUCAGCGAGAUGGGCGGGGUAUAAAUAAAAAAUUAUUAUUAUUAUUAUUAUUACAUUAUUUUUUAGCACAGAAAGAAGGGCCGUGCACGUGUUUAUUGGGGGUGGGGUUAGGCUUAAUAAACUCUGGCGCAAUGAAUUAGCCAGAAGUUUGAUGGUUUGAGCCCACCCAGGGACAGCUGUGGGCAGAAUUCCUGUAUUGCAGGGGGUUGGACUAGAUGACCCUCAGGUCCCUCCCAAUUCUACGAUUCAAUGCAGUCGGAGCUACAUUAUUAAAAACCCAGUUUGACCCGUUUGAUAUUAUUCAUUACGUUUAUUCAUGCUUUCAUUAUAGACUACAAACUGGAUGGUAGAGAAAAAACUGAACAGGAAGCACCUGGUUUCAUUUCUGCCCCGCCAAGUUGGGCGCACGCCCGUGACCACACGGAGAUCAUGGCCGCAGAAAACUUUGCUGAAUUCUUGAACAAACUGAAGGAAUUGCAUGAGAAGGAAGUCCAAGGUAAGAGAGGCAUUUUAAAAGAAGAUUUUUUUUAAAAAAAGGGUCAGUGCUUAAUUCAGGAAGAGAAACAUGGUCAGCAGAACUUCUGGUUAGGUAAAUACAGCAAGGGUGGGGAACUUCAGAUACAGGGGCCAAAUUUAGCCCUUCAUGCAUGUUACAAAUAUUAAGCCUGAAUGUACCCUUUCGACUUGACAGCUCAGGGAAGAUACCUAGCUUUAAAAAUUACGGUGGUACCUCCAGUUAAGAGCUUAAUUCGUUCUGGAGGUCCGUUCUUAACCUGAAGUACCACUUUAGCUAAUGGGGCCUCCCGCUGCCACCACGCCACCACCACACGAUUUCUGUUCUCAUCCUGAAGCAAAGUUCUUAACCCAAGGUACUAUUUCUGGGUUAGCGGAGUCUGUAACCUGAAGCAUCUGUAACCUAAAGCGUCUGUAACCCGAGGUACCACUGUAUUUGGGUGUUGCCCUGACGCAUCUGUCUAUGCUAAUCUUGUGUAACCCUCCCCUUUCUGACAUUUUAGUGAUGUAGCAAUGAUGUAUUGACGAUGCUGUGCAAACUGUAUUCUGGGAUAUGGUGGGGAAGUUUUAAAAGUGAAUGUCGCCCCAUGUUCAGGGUUCUUACUGCUGUUGGAACCUGUUGCGCAACAAUGAAGGAUCUAAGUCUAUUGACUGCUGUUUUGCUCCAAAUUGCUUGGCUGGAAUUUCCUUCUUUUACUGACCGCAUGGACCCACAGGGGACUUGGACCCCCAUGAGCUGGGCUGCUGAGUAGUCUCUCAACCCAGAAUUUUCUUUAACAGACACCUCUUCCCAAGAUGCACCUUUCACUGCCUCUGCUUCACCACCACUGCCAUAAACCAGUGGCAUAGGGUGGUGGGCUGACGGGGCAUUUUUUGAGGGGUCUACCAUGCCAGGGCAAUGGACCAGCCUCCACUGGUGCCAGCCUGAAUGAAAGCCCCCUUUACCGACAUGCUUUAGGCUUAUCAUGUGACAGUGUCAUGUGACAUGCAGCGAGGAUCCAGAGUCUCAUGCAAAUGUUCUUUUAACUCUUUCAGGCCUGCAAACAAAACUGAACGAGCUCACCAAUGAGAGAUGCCGGUGAGUGAAGCACAUAUUAUGCUCUUUUUUGCUGUGGCGACUGGGGCUAAGUUGGACUUGAGGCCAUUUCAGAAAAUCUGGGGCCGGUUCACGCAAUAUGGCCCCCCCCCCAAGACAAUUGUCGUGGGAACACAUUCAGAGCUGUGGCUGGGUUCAUACAAAAUGGCGGAGAGAACAUGGCUGCCACAGGUGCUUUGACAGUGGAGAGCAGUUUUUCAGCGCCUGUUCCUUAUGCGCUUUCUUCAGCAUGGAUUAUGCUACAAACUUCCAUCAGUCUAUUUGUCCACACAGCAAGCAUGGGGUGGGGUGUCAGGAUGGCCAAAUGGUCUUGGGUGUUGCGUUCAGGUCCCUUUCGUCCUCAGAGGUGCGGAUUUGAAUCCCACUGCUAACAACAAUUUGUUUGGGGUUGUAGCUCAGUGGCAGAAGGCCCCAAAUUUAAUCCCACAUUUAAACCCUGCCAGUCAGUGUAAACCAGAUGUGGGGAACAUUUGACCCUCCAGAUCAUGGGCAGGCAAACUAAGGCCUGGGGGCCGAAUCCGGCCCAAUUGUCUUCUAAAUCCAGCCCAUGGACAGUCCGGGAAUCAGCAUGUUUUUACAUGAAUCCCAUGUGUCCUUUUAUUUUAAAUGCAUCUCUGAGUUAUUUGUGGGGCUGGCCUGGUGUUUUUACAUGAGUAGAAUGUGUGCUUUUAUUUAAAAUGCAUCUCUGGGUUAUUUGUGGGGCAUAGGAAUUCGUUCUUUUUCUUCCUUCUUCGAAAUAUAGUCCAGCCCCCCACAAAGUCUGAGAGACAGUGGACCAGCCUCCUGCUGAAAAAGUUUGCUGACCCCUGCUCCAGAUGUUGCUGACCUUCCAUCAGUCACAACAAGCAUGGUCAAUGGCCAAGGCUGUUGGGAAUUCUAGUUCAGCAGCAGCUGGAGGGUCAAAGGUUCCCCAGGUAUGAACAGUACUGAGCAAGCUGGAUCAACAAUGCGACUCUGUCUAUAGUAGCUUACUAUGUUGUUUAAGGGUGUGGGAAUCUGCCGACCUCAUUUUGCUCCUUGUGCUCUCCCUGAAUCAGAGACACCCAGAGAAUCGAAGAGCUGUUCGCCAAAAACCACCAGCUACGAGAGCAACAGAAAGUCCUAAAAGAGAACGUGAAAGUGUUGGAAAACAGGUACAGCAGUUCAGGGGCUAGCUAUGCCAACCCAGCUUUUUCUGCUGCCCACCAAUGCCACUACCAUCAGCAGCCUCAAUUGCCAUCUGAGGAUGCUUGAGAAAUAAGAUCACUGUGAAUUCCAGUACGCACUUAACUGAUCCCCAGAGAUGUAGAUUAGGCAUGCCACAGGUUCUCCAUUCAUGCUAUGCAUAGUAAUGUAGCACAUCUUUUUUUUCCCCUUGACCUUUUGGCCUUACUUUGUAAAAGGCUUCUGUUUUUAUUUCUCUUUUCUCUCUGUAUUCAAGGUAUACACACCUUCCCAAUUAGUUACAGGUAGGUAGCCAUGUUGGUCUGCCGUAGUCAAAACAAAAUAAAAAAAAUUCCUUCCAGUGGCACCUUAGAGACCAACUAAGUUUGUUAUUGGUAUGAGCUUUCGUGGUAUCUGAAGAAGUGUGCAUGCACACGAAAGCUCAUACCAGUAACAAAGUUAGUUGGUCUCUAAGGUGCUACUAGAAUUUUUUUAUUUUGUUUCUUCCCAAUUAGGGGAUACUUGGUGCAUCUCAGAUAGCAGCCUAUAGCCCAUGAGUCCAAAAGACACACUCUUUAUUUAUAUUCCCAUACCAAGCUAUUUUAAAAAAUUAAUAUUGAUUAAAGUAUAAAUAUAAAUGAAUCCCUCUUCCCCUUUGAACAGUAUUUCAGUAUUCAGAUUACAUUUAUCAGCGCAAUACAGUCUACAAAUAGGCUUAAGAAUCUUCUUUUCAAACAUAACAUUCAGUCUUCUGUAAUAUAUAUAUAACACUAAUUUUUCCUUUACAGAGUUCAUUGUUUUUUUAUAACCUGUAAUUGAAACAAAUGACUCCAUUCCUUAGAUCCACAUUCCAUUUUUCUUAAUUCAUCUCACCCUUAUUCAAUUGAUCCUAUUUUCCCUUUAAAAGGCCAAACAUUGCUGGAACUGCUCUGCCAGAUUCCUGGCAUAUUUAUUUUUUAAAUAAACCCAAUAAACCCAUAUCAGUCCACUUGCCCAUCUUUCUUUGACUCCCUCGGGGCUGUUUUUGGAGGAUUCUCCCCCCGGAUUUCUUUGCACCCCUGAAAACCUCGAAGCUCGCAAAUGGUGCUGGGGUUUUUUCUUUUAUAAGUUGUGGCACUCACAGCCCAAACAUUGAUUCAUUCAUUUAUUUUAUUGCACUUAUGUGCCACCUUUUCCUCUAGUGGUAUACAUGGUUCUCCCCUUCCUCAUUUAAUCCCCUCCACAACCCUGAGAGGUAGGCGAGGCUGAGAGGCAGUGACUGGCCCAAAGUCACCCAGUGAGCUUCACAGCCAAGUGAAGAAGAAGAGUUUGGAUUUGAUAUCCCGCCUUUCACUCCCUUUAAGGAGUCUCAAAGCGGCUAACAUUCUCCUUUCCCUUCCUCCCCCACAACAAACACUCUGUGAGGUGAGUGAGGCUGAGAGACUUCAAAGAAGUGUGACUGGCCCAAGGUCACCCAGCAGCUGCAUGUAGAGGAGUGGAGACGCGAACCCGGUUCCCCAGGUUACGAGACUACCACUCUUAACCACUACACCACACUGGCUCUCGAUUUGGGGAUUUGAGCCCUGGUCUCCUGGGUCUUAGUCCUGUCAGGAGUUCAGCCUACACUCGAGUAGGACCCUGGCAGAGACAUAUGCCUGACUGGCAUGUUCUCUCCCUCCUGGUCGAUCGUUUGGGAGCUUCAAAAGCUUUCUUUUGCCCGAACGUCACAGCGACCGAUGCCAACAGACAUCGGCACACUUAGGGAUCCACAGAGUCUUCGCAGUUUGCGUAACAGACCUCAGCAACUCAGCAUUUUGGCUAAUCUACUUUAUUUACAUAUAAACACACACGGAGCACUGCAACAUGGCUCCCUCUCUCUCUGGCAUCAGACAGCAAAGAGGAAAAAGAACAAAGGACAAUAGUCCCACUUCACGGAAGACAGUAGCACAAACAUCCUGUCUCCAUCACUUCCCACUUUGUGGAGUCAAAACAUACACCGUUAUGUGAUAGACAAAAAUCCCAUGAAUGCAAUCACGGAGCAGGAAUUCCAGCACUCUAACCACUGAUCCACACUGGCUCUCAUUGGAAAUCAGAAACUUUGGAAAUACAGUGGUACUUCGGGUUACAUACACUUCAGGUUACAUACGCUUCAGGUUACAGACUCCGCUAACCCAGAAAUAGUACCUUGGGUUAAGAACUUUGCUUCAGGAUGAGAACAGAAAUCGUGCUCCAGCGGCGCGGCAGCAGUGGGAGGCCCCAUUAGUAAAGUGGUGCUUCAGGUUAAGAACAGUUUCAGGUUAAGAACGGACCUCCAAAACGAAUUAAGUACUUAACCUGAGGUACCACUAUAGAAGGAAUGACUAAGUGUGAUGGGUGUGUGUCUUUCAGGCCAUCAUUCCAGGACAGCUUCUCUGCUCAAAAGAUGUGACUUUCUCGUACCUUUUAUCAUAUGUGGAAUAAUGUACAAUAAUGUGGAAUAAUGUACAAUAGGAACCACUGAGGGGAAGGUGGGAAGUCCAGAGAUUUGGAGAAAUCUCUAAAUAAGGAUAUGUAAUUUGGAUUGUUAUAAACUAAUAUUUGUAAAAUCAAAUAAAAAUUAUUACAGAAAAAUAAAAAUCAAGAGGUGACGUUCUCCUUGUCUCUGAAUUACCUUUUAAAGGUUGCGAGCUGGUCUCUGCGACAGAUGCCAAGUGACCCAGGAGCUUGCGAAGAAGAAGCAACGCGAGUUUGGCAAGGCCCAUUUCCAGAGCCUUCAGCACAUCUUCAUCCUCAGUAAGCGCGGAGGAAAUCUGGUGUCUCCUCACAGUCAGAGAGAGUCGGGUCCAUCUCUCUUUAUUUAGUAAAGAAUGGGUGGAACAUUGUCCUUGAAGCUCGAGUAGGGGGAUUCAACAUUGGGAGAUGGUUGCAAAAUGCCACCUGUGUAUGCCCACUUCUGAGCGUUAGAAAUCAGAGAAUGCGUCCGGCUUCACCUAAUACAGAAACCUCUUCCUCUUCUCCGUUACAGGUAAUGAAAUGAACAAGGUGAGAGAGGAAAACAAGAGCCUGAAAGAAGAAAUUAAGAGGCUCUGCGGCACAGAGUAAGUUCUUCACAACACGUGGUUUUUUAAAAUAAAAAAAAAAUAUAAAUAUCAAUACAUUACAAAAGCUGUACACACUUGACAUUACAUUACAUAUAUUACAUACAAAACACACAUCACAUAUCUCACCCCUUCCACCUACCUACCAACAAAGACACCGACAUACUGUGGUUAUUGACUUCCAACCAGUCUCAUUGUGUAAUUUUGUCAGUCUUUAAUCUAUGUGCAUUACAUAUUGGUUAUUAUGUUUAUCCUUUAUGAUGAUUACCCGUACUUCCUUUCUCUAGUCUAACUUUUCUCUUCCUCCCCUUCUCUCGUCUAACUUCUCUAUUUAUUAGAUUUAUUUAUACUUCUGUCAGGAGUAUAUAGGUUUUCUAUAUAGGUUUUGAGAUAAUCAUUAAAUAUUGACCAAUCCUUGUUAACUCUUUGCGUGGUGUUUCCUCUUAAUCUCCCAGAUAAUUUUGCGAGCUGUGAGUAUUCAAUCAUUUUUUCUAACCAGCCAGUUUUUGUGGGAAUAUUGUUACUUUUCCAACUUUUGGCUAUUAGCGUCUUUGUUAUGGUGGUAACGUAUAUAAAUAUAGGUCAGGCAGUUUUUGUGAUUUCUCGUGACAUAAUACCAAGUAAAAACGCCUCAGGUUUUUUGUUGAAUUAAAAUUUAAACAUUUUUUAAAAUUUCAUUUUAAAAAACCUCCCAGAAUUCUCUUAUUUUCUGGCACUCCCACCAUAUGUGGAUAAAUGUAUCUAUCACCAGGCCGUGACGACAGAAGAUUUCACCUGAAGUCCGUUAGAGUUAGCUGAACAGCAUUAUAGAGCACAAAAUUGCAUUUUUUUUCAGAGAACCUCUGCUAUUGAAGGUAACCAUAGCUACCAGCAGGUGGAGCUUUUGCAUUACUUACGUCUAGACUAAGGAAUUCGUAGGAGCUGCAGCGAUGGGAAUGAGAAGAGAAGUUUGACUAGCUGCCAUUUCCGUCGUAUCCCUGUUUUUUCUUGCAGCGGAUAAUUUUGAGCAAUUAUCGUAAGCUGCCUUGUCGAGGAGAGAUGAUAACUGCUGAAAAGUGGGCUAUAAAUGUUAUAGGUAAAGAUUAAGACUUGUUGUUGUUUAGUCGUUUAGUCAUGGCCGACUCUUCAUGACCCCAUGGACCAGAGCACGCCAGGCACUCCUGUCUUCCACUGCCUCCCGCAGUUUGGUCAAACUCAUGCUGGUAGUUUCGAGAACACUGUCCAACCAUCUCGCCCUCUGUCGUCCCCUUCUCCUUGUGCCCUCAAUCUUUCCCAACAUCAGGGUCUUUUCCAGGGAGUCUUCUCUUCUCAUGAGGUGGCCAAAGUACUGGAGUCUCAGCUUCAGGAUCUGUCCUUCCAGUGGGCACUCAGGGCUGAUUUCCUUCAGAAUGGAGAGGUUUGAUCUUCUUGCAGUCCAUGGGACUCUCAAGAGUCUCCUCCAGCACCACAAUUCAAAAGCAUCAAUUCUUCGGCGAUUAAGAUUAAGACAGGCAUCCCCAAAUUUGGCCCUCCAGAUGUUUUGGGACUACUAUUCCCAUCAUCCUGAUCACUGAGUCCUGUUAGCUAGGGAUGAUGGGAGUUGUAGUCCCAAAACAUCUGGAGGGCCGAGUUUGGGGAUGCCUGGAUUAAGAGGAUUCUAGCAUUCACUCCUCAUGCAAAUGGUGCAAUUCAGUCAUAGAAUCAUAGAAUCAUAGAGUUGGAAGAGACCACAAGGGCCAUCGAGUCCAACCCCCUGCCUAGCAGGAAACACCAUCAGAGUCAGGUGCCCGCGUCCCUGCUGUAGUUUCUUUUUUCAUUCUUUUUCCUUUGUGGUUCCACAGGGACAGACAGAAGCCUCUGAGAGGGUCAUCGAGAGAAGGGAGCUCCAACCCCAACUCCCCACUCCCCUUGAUCUCCACACAGAGCAGGAAAUCCAGUGCUGAGAAAUCCGCAAGCCGAGAAGCAGAAGACGAGUAUGACGAACCGUUCAGCCGUCCGCUGGCAGGAGGCAUGUUCUCCUGGGGCUGGCCCCAGUUUGCUCUGCGGCAGGGCUAGGGAACCCUUCUAGGCCCAGGGCAGAAUUGCCCUCGUAGGCAACCUCCUGAGGUGCUCAGCGGUGGGGGCUGGCACCCAUUGGAACUGGUAGAGCAUAAGGCAGAGAGGUCAACAGUAAGUGGAGUCAAAGCAAUGACAGACUAAUAAUAAUAAUAAUAAUAAUAAUAAUAAUAAUAAUGUAUUAUUUAUAUCCCGCCCAUCUGGCUAGUUUCCCCAGCCACUCUGGGCAGCUCCCAAGAGAAUAUUAAAAACACGAUAAAACAUCAAAUGUUAAAAACUUUCCUUCAGAUUUCUUGCAAAAGUCAGGUAGUUAUUUAUUUUCUGGACAUCUGGUGGGAGGGUGUUCCACAGGGCGGGCGCCACUACCAAGAAGGCCCUCUGCCUGGUUCCCUGUAGCUUCACUUCUCGCAGUGAGGGAACCUCCAGAAGGCCCUCAGAGCUGAACCUCAGUGUCUGGGCAGAACGAUGGGGGGUGGAGAUGCUCCUCCAGGUAUACUGAGAAGACUCAUUCUCGUUUUGUCUCCAUCCUCUUCCCUGCUGAGGUCUUUAAGGGCAACACUGAGCCUGUGGGAGAAGAAGUUGGCAGCCACUGGUGGCCCCUAGACUGCAUGUCAGUAAGAAGGCAGGCAGGCAGGGGCUGGUUGAGGAUGGUGGGGCAAUGCGCCAUUUGCCCUAAUGUAGACUUCCUGUAGGCAUCUUGUUGGCCACCAUGAAAACAGAUUGCUGGACUAGAUGGGCCUUUGGACUUUGGUUCUUAAGUUCUGAGGAUGGCAGACCAGAUUUGGAUGGGUCCUCUACAUUCCAACAUAUGGCCCACGUUGGGCAAAAGUUUCCAGCAUUGCAGGGGGCUGAACUAGACGGCCCUCGUGGUUGCUUCCAACUCACGAUUCUAUGAUUCUUUGAAACAUCCGGUCCUCUCUUCCCUUCUUCCAGAUCAGUCUCCAGGACAGAGAAGCUCCCCAAGUAGCAGGGUCUCUCCGAACAUCCUUCUCCAGGGAGAACGUGCUGUGGAGAUGGUAAGCAUUUCCCUAGCUAACUUGUUAUUCUCUAUCUUUCCAAAACCAGAAGAAAGAGGAAGGCAAUGGAUGAAGCAAGGCUGUUGAGACCCAUUUGAAGGGCCCGGGCCUGUUUUCAGCUCCGGAGGCCUUGGCAGCUGUUGUAAACAAAAUCUACCCUUUUUCCCUUAUGGGGUAUCCAAGAGCCCGUAUAGAGUUCUUACGUGGGUUCGCUAUUGAUAGGAGAAAAUAACAGAGGCCAACCAGAGAAUAUUUAAAAGCAAAGCAGCUAGUAAGCCUGAUCUUUAUUGAUCUGCUGCAACAGGGUGCUCCCCUCACACGCAGGAAAGGAGGAGGACCCCCAAACAAAGAUCUGUCUGCCCUUAUAUAGACAAUUUAAAUUCCCUGCCCUGGAGCUCAAGACCACCCCUCCAUACAUCAUACAUACAUCACAGAAGGGGUGUAACCCAAGACCACCCCCCACAAACAUCAUACCUACAUCACAGAAAAGGUGGUCUACAACAGAAAUCUGAAUGUUGUUGUUUUUCCUGUCUGCCAGGUUAUCUGAUAAUGCCUUAUCUGAUUGGCUUUCCUGGUAGUCUUUCACCCUUUGAGAUGGUGAUUUCCCAAUUCCUGAGACAAUGGGAAGGUCCCUCACCCCUUGCAGAGCAAACAUUUGGUCAGUCUGGGAGUCAAAAUGGUUUCAGGUCGGUCUUCCUGUGCUGAUCUAUGUACAUGCUUGGUUGGUACAUUUAUGAAAAUUUAUUAUAAAUAAGACCUUAAAUUUUAUUAUUACACAGCCUCACGCUACUUUUUGAGCCUGGGAUGUGGGAUUGGACUUGCAAAGCGGCGCAGCAUGAGGAGAAAAAUGCACCCUAAAAAAAAAUAUGCACCCAGGGCCAUGGCCCCCCUCACCCCUCCUACACCUCUGGCCCUGCCUCUUGAAAAUGUUGAACGAGACUUCACCACUCUGUUCAGCCUCCUCUUUUUGCCUCCUUCCCCCAGACAAUGCAGGGGUGAAGGUAGUUGGAGGUAAAGCGAAGUAACCCCAUCAUGGCUCUGCAACUGUUAAGUUGGAAUUGUAAUGGUUUGAACUCUCCUCGAAAGAGAAAAAGUGUUUUUCGUUUACUAAAAAAGGAACAAUUGGACUUGAUUUGCUUACAAGAAACACAUGUAACAAGGUUACACAGGAAACUACUGAUUAAUAAAAGAUUGGGACAGGAGUUUAUCUCAUCUGACAAAGUUGAAAAAAGAUGAGUUGUGAUAUAUGCAAAGGAGAGACUAUCACCGAAAUUAAUUUUUAAAGAUGAACAAGGCAGAUUUUUGGCAAUUGAAAUUCAAGUUCAAGGAGAGAAAUUUUUGAUCGUAGGAAUUUAUGCACCGAAUGAGGGGAAAUCUGAAUUCUUUAAAAAGUUGCAUGAGACUUUAUUGGACUAUCUGGAUUACAAUCUGAUUCUGAUGGGGGAUAUGAAUGGAGUAGUAUCUACAAACAUGGACAAGGCACAAAGACAGGUCGUUACCAAGGAUGGUAGACUACCGAAAACAUUUUUUGAGAUGACAGACAAUAUGGACUUAGUGGACAUUUGAAGAGUAAAGAACCCCCUGGGAAGAGAGGGAACUUUCUUUUCUGAAGCCAAGAUGACAUGGACUAGAAUUGAUCAAAUAUGGGUAACUAGAGGAAUGGCACCAAAGAUAAAGAAAGUGGAAAUCUGCCCAAAAACCUGCUCCGACCAUAAUGCUGUAAGGAUGGAGAUGAAACAAAUAUCAACUGGCUCCUUCAGAUGGAGGAUGAAUGACACCCGGAAAAGGGUCUGACCUGACGAGAAGGGUUAAAAACAUUAUUAAGUUGGAGUUACCACGAGCAAGAGACAUUGUCAAGCUGGAGUUACCACGAGUAGGAGAUAAGGGAAAUUACAGCUAUAAAUAUGAAGAAGAGCUGCGGAAGGGCCAUGGAAGUGACCUGAGGGCCUCGGACAUAAGGUUACCGGGCUAGACUGAUGGGAAUAAGGUCUGACAAAUCCCGGAACCAGGAGGAAGGGACGUUGGAUAAAGAUUGGACUUGUCUAUAUCUUUCUUUUUCUUUCUUUUUAUUAUUAGAAUGUCUCACAAAGUUGAUGAAUGAUAGAAAAAUGUUGGAAGAAAUUACCUGGCUUUAGUAAAGAUGCAUAAAGAAUUAUGAAAGAAUAUUAUGGUUAUGAGAAGCUGGUAAGGUUAAGACUUAAGUUUUAAACUUUAAGGUUUAUUUUAUUAUAGAAAGAUAGGAUUAAAAUAGUCUAGGGUAAUGUAAUGAUAGAACUUUAUGAAACAUGGAAAGGAAAGGAUUUGCUGGGAUAAUUAAUAACUAGAAUACAAAGGAAGGGAGGAGGAGGAGGUCUAAGAAAGAAGGCAAUGACAGUUAAGGGUCUGAAAAUAAUGAACUUGUUUUUUUUUAUUCUUUUUUCUGUAUCUUGUAUUUUCUUGUAUUUUUACUUUUUGUAUUUUUACUUUUUGUUUUUGUGUAAUUCUUGUAUUCUUUGAAAUUUUAAUAAAUAUCAUUUUUUUAAAAAAAAGGAUGAAUGACACCUUAUUUAGAGAUGAAGAAGUCUAUAAAAAGGCCCAAAAAACUUUGAGAGAUUAUUUUGAAAUAAAUAUGAACACCAAUGUAGAAAAAAGAGUAAUCUGGGACGCAAGUAAAGCUGUUAUGAGAGGGUUUCUGAUACAACAGAAUGCAAUAAAGAAGAGAAGUCAAAAUGAGAAGAAAGAUAAAAUUUUGGAGAAAAUAAAAGAAAGUGAGAAGAAACUGAGAGCAAAACCAAAGUCGCAGGAGAUUUUGAGAGAAAUAAAAUUAUAUCAAGUACAAUAUAUGGAAAUGAUGAAUCAGGAAAUAGAAUGGAAAAUUAAACAAAUGAGACAAAAAACAUUUGAAUCAGCUAAUAAAUGUGGGAAAUUGCUGGCCUGGCAAAUGAAAAAAAGACAAAAAUUAAAUACUAUCACAAACUUAGAAGUGGAAGGAAAGAAUAUACAUAACCCAACUGAGAUUAGAGACUGUUUCCACAGGUAUUACAAACAAUUAUACACACAAGGGCCACAGAAAGAAAUGGACAUAGACAAAUUUUUGAAGACAAAUGGACUACAAAAAAUCUCCCAAGAAAGCAAAUUAAUGUUGAACUAUAAAAUAUCCGAACAGGAAGUAGAAGGUGCCAUUCAAAAUAUGCAAUUGGGCAAAUCUCCAGGACCGGAUGGGCUGACUUCUAGAUAUUAUAGAUCUUUGAAAGAGUGGCUAUUACAACCUUUGAAGGAAGUCUGUAAUGAAAUAUUGGAAGGGAAAAGGGCACCAGAGUCGUGGAAAGAGGCGUACAUUACACUUAUACCGAAAACAGAGACUGAAAAGACUCAGCUUAAGAACUACCACCCUAUAUCGUUACUUAAUGUGGAUUACAAAAUUUUUGCAGACAUUUUGGCCAAGAGAUUGAAAAAAAGUAUUGAUGGAAGAGAUCCAUAAAGACCAAGCGGGCUUUCUCCCAGGAAGACACUUGUCUGAUAAUUUGAGAAAUAUAAUUGAUAUUUUGGAAAAACUAGAAGUGAAUAUAAACACUAAAGCAGUUCUGAUAUUUGUGGACGCGGAGAAAGCCUUUGACAACGUCUCUUGGAGCUUCAUGAAGAAGAAUCUACAGGGGAUGGGGGUAGGCCAAGGUUUUGAAAAUGGUAUAGGUGCAAUAUACUCUGAACAAAAGGCUAAAUUAAUUGUAAAUAAUGUGGUGACGGAAGAAUUUAAGAUAGAAAAAGGGACACGACAGGGGUGCCCAAUCUCCCCACUGCUUUUUAUAUCGGUCCUGGAGGUUCUGCUGAAUAUGAUUAGAAGGGACCGGUUGGUUAAAGGUAUACAGGUCGGAGCCAAACAGUACAAACUGAGAGCAUUUGCAGAUGACUUAGUAUUGACGUUACAGGAGCCAGAAUCUAGUACUAAAAGGGUUUUAGAACUAAUUCAAGAAUUUGGUCAACUGGCAGGAUUUAAACUGAACAAGUUAAAAACUAAGGUUUUAGAGAAAAAUUUAACACUGAUUGAAAGAGAGAGGUUUCAGAAUGAGACAGGCCUGACUGUGGUUAAGAAAGUGAAAUACCUGGGGAUUAACAUGACAGCCAAAAAUGGGAACUUAUUUAAAGAUAAUUAUGAAAAAUGUUGGACGGAAGUGGAAAAAGAUUUAGAAAUCUGGUCAAAUUUGAAGCUUUCACUGUUGGGUCGUAUUGCUGUGAUAAAAAUGAAUGUAUUGCCUAGAAUGCUGUUUUUGUUUCAAACAUUGCAAAUUGUGGACAAGAUGGACUGUUUCAAGAAGUGGCAGAGAGAUAUUUCUAGAUUUGUCUGGCAGGGCAAGAAGCCCAGAAUAAAAUUUAAGAUAUUAACUGAUGCAAAGGAAAGGGGUGGAUUUGCCCUGCCAGACUUUAAACUUUACUAUGAAUCAGCAGCUUUUUGCUGGUUGAAAGAAUGGCUACUUCUUGAAAACACAGACAUUUUGGACUUAGAAGGUUUUAACAAUGUAUUUGGAUGGCAUGCAUAUCUGUGGUAUGACAAGGUCAAAGCGCAUAAAGCAUUUAAAAACCAUAUUGUCAGGAAAGCACUGUUUAAUGUUUGGAUAAGAUACAAGGAUUUGUUGGAAAACAAAACCCCAAGGUGGCUGUCACCGAUGGAAGCGAAAGCUCUGAAAAGGCUCAAUAUGGAGGCCAAUUGGCCGAAAUAUUGGGAAAUUUUGGAACAAGAUGGAGAUAGACUGAAACUGCAGAGUUUUGAGAAACUAAAAAUAAAGUGCGAGACUGGCUUCAUUAUUAUCAGAUAAUGGAGGCAUAUAAUUUGGACAAGAAAAUUGGCUUCCAGGUGGAAAAAUCAAAAUUAGAAACAGAACUGUUAGAACCCAAAACUAAGAAUUUGUCAAGAAUGUAUAACUUGCUGUUGAAAUGGAAUACUCAGGAUGAAACGGUGAAAUCUGCUAUGAUUAAAUGGGCACAAGAUGUUGGACAUAAUAUUAUGUUUGCUGACUGGGAACAGUUAUGGACCACAGGUAUGAAGUUUACGGCAUGUAAUGUCCUAAGAGAGAAUAUUAUGAAAAUGAUAUAUAGGUGGUACAUGACCCCAGUCAAGCUGGCAAAAAUCUAUCAUUUGCCCGACAAUAAAUGCUGGAAAUGUAAAGAAACUGAAGGUACAUUCUUUCACCUUUGGUGGACGUGCCCAAGGAUUAAGGCCUUCUGGGAAAUGAUAUAUAAUGAACUGAAAAGGUAUUUAAAUAUACCUUCUUGAAGAAACCAGAGGCCUUUCUCCUAGGCAUAGUCAGCCAAUUGGUGCCAAAGAAGGACAGAACUUUUUUAUGUAUGCCACAACAGCAGCAAGAAUACUCAUUGCAAAGUAUUGGAAGACACAAGAUCUACCCACUCUGGAAGAAUGGCAGAUGAAGGUGAUGGACUAUAUGGAACUGGCAGAAAUGACUGGCAGAAUCCGAGACCAGGGAGAAGAGUCGGUGGAAGAAGAUUGGAAGAAAUUCAAAGAUUAUCUACAGAAAUAUUGUAAAAUUAAUGAAUGUUAGAAUGAUGUUGGAUAGUAAUUAAGUGGUUUCCAGCUGUAAUGCUUUAAGGGAAUAUGAAAAAAGGGUUAUAAAUAGGUAAAAAUUUAAUAUUAUUACUUUUAAAGGAUUUGCUGAACUAACAGAUUGAAGUGGAAUACAAAAAAGGGAGGUAUGAGGAGGUCCGGGAAAUAAGUCAAAGGAAAAUAAGUAAUGGAAAAUCUGUGUGUUUUUAACUAUUUUUAUUUUGUAUUUUUGUCAUUUUUUUUUUCAUUUUUAUUGUAAUAUUUUAAAAAAUCUUAAUAAAUAUCUUAUAAAAAAAGAAAGAAAGAAUGCAACAAAGCCUUUCUCCUCGUCCUGUCUCCCCUCUGUUGUUAGCAUUCUUCUCAGAGGAUAGCCAACCAGUUGCACGGAACAAUUGCGUUACUGAGGCCCGGCUCGAGAUCCUGCUCUCAGGAAAGAGAUUGCCCAGGAAGUCCCGUCCCACCCCCUGCGAGUGAAACGCCCCCACCCCCAGCAUCUGAUCGAAUUCCCAGCUUUGAAGCGUAAGUAAGAACUCAAGAAAUGGCCUCGGUCGAGUAUAUCUGAAGGAGCAUCUCCACCCCCAUCGUUCUACCCGGACACUGAGGUCCAGCACCGAGGGCCUUCUGGCACUUCCCUCACUGAGAGAAGCCAAGUUACAGGGAACCAGGUAGAGGGCCUUCUCGGUAGUGGCACCCGCCCUGUAGAACGCCCUCCCAGCAGAUGUCAAAGAGAACAACAACUACCAGACUUUUAGACGACAUCUGAAGGCAGCCCUGUUUAGGGAAGCUUUUAAUGUUUGAUGCAUUACUUUAUUUUAAUAUUGUGUUGGAAGUCACCCAGAGUGGCUGGGGAAACCCAGCCAGAUGGGUGGGGUAUAAAUAUAUUAUUAUUAUUAUCAUCAUCAUCAAGAGCAGUCUAGGGUGUGUGAGCUACAAAAGCCUGCCUGGUCUCUUCAAGAAUAUCCCAGGCCUCUCCCUUGCAUUUUCAACUUUCAUUUGAAGGGGUGGGAAACCAAGUUUCUAGAUCCUUUGCUUAUGGUAGCAUACAGAAAAAGUGAUCACCAGGGUAAAGAGGGAAACAUCCUUGCCGCUGGCUUGCAGAGGGAGAAAAGGAGGACAAAUCACCAUGUGAAACAGCUUUUAGAUCUAGAUUCCAGUAUAGCGCUACAGCCCACACAGCUUAUUGAAGUGCUUGCAAUGGGAUGUGUGCUGUGUGUUGAAACGUGACCAGUGAAUUCAGGUCCCACACAGCUGUUGGUAAUGUAACUGGUUUAUUAUCAGGGUUAUAUACAGAUUUCUGGCAUGGCUUCUAUUACAGGCCUGCAGCAGGAUUUCUCCCAGGACAAAACAAAGGUGAGAGAGGAGUCAGGAGACUAGAUGUUGUUAAAGGAACAAUGCGCUGUAAGUUCACUACAUCUGAACGUAGCAUAGCAUGGUGAAUCAGGAGCACUUAGAUGAUGGCUUCACCACCUCGACCUUCUGUCCAGGUUGACCAAAACAAAGUCACUCACUAUGGAGUCUAGAGUCAUAGAAUUGUAGAAUUGGAAAGGACCCAAAGCAUCAUCUAGUCUAAUCCCCAACAGUGCAGGAUAAUAAAUGGAAAGUGAGCACCCUGCUGGAAUGCAGCCUGAGCCAUUUGAAGUUAUGGUUCCCAAUAUAGCACUAAAACUCUCGUUCUGUCAGUGCAAGGGUUGCUGUUUGUGCAAUGGAACGUUCUCCCCCAUGCAUCCCCUAAAACUGUUUAGGGGUUCUCCCAACUGUCUGCAGCAGAUUUGGGAAGUGGGGUACACGUGGGUUUGGUACACGUGGGGAAAGGAGAAGAGGGGAAGUCUCACUGCAUAACCAGAAGUCCUUCCACUAAUGGGACAUGUUAGGGCUGGCUCUGUGAUGAGACAGAGGGAAGCAGCUGCCUCAGGCAGCAGGUUCUAAGGGGCAGGGAACAAGGAGAGCUAUGGGUACCAUGCUUUGUACCCCCUAAUCUACCUGGCUGCCCUCAAGCACGGUGGAAGAUACUUUCCUUUCACCAGUAUUGAGGUAAGACUCAGCUGCCAAUCCAAUUGGCUUCUGUAUGUGCCUUGGGGAAGGGCACCAUCUUGUCUUUUGCCUCAGGCAGCAAAACAUCUUCAUCCGGCCCUGACAGUAGUUGAAUACUACCCUGCAACUCUUGGCAGAUUUUUGAGUAGUGUUGAUGACAGUCAUGCUUUAUUUCAGUUAUUUAAGAGCCAGCAAAUCAGACUGCCGGGAACUUGCUUCAUCUUACAAGGCUCUGAAGUUUGCCACCAGAAAGGAGCAAUCCUGCCUCCCCAGCCAACACUUUGCCUUGCACCAUCUUGGGCUCCAGAGUAACUCCAGCAGCAGGGAAAGUGGUUUCCCUCACCGCUUACUAAUGGCCAGAGAGGCAGAAGGCAGAAUGAAGUCACAAGACGACUGGGAAGACCAAGCUGCCAUCUUCGAUCUCCCAGGCGCUAUGGUGUACAUGAAGGACCGCCAUUUGGAGAAUAGACUCCAGUUUCUUAAUCAUCAAGAGAAGCUCCGUUAUUUAUUGAUGCAACAGCAGGAAUGCAAUGCCAAGAUGGAAGACGGCUUAGAUCGCACUGAGCGUCGAUCGCCUUCCCCACUGCUGAGGGCAGGCAAGGAGUGCAAAAAGGAAAGGUCCAGUUCAGGAGACUCUAGUGAGGGAACGCUAGGGCGAUUUCUUUUGAUCGACAGGGAGGAACUGGAGCAAGCAGAGAAGGCAGAAGUCAUGAGGGAGUAUCUCACAGAAGUACCCCUAGACCUAUCAGAUUAUGGAAGAGGAAGAGAGAAACUGAAGGCAGCCAACUGGCAACCAUCCUCAGGGGAAGAGGAGCCUGGAAGUCCGAUUAAAAGGUCAGCUGAAGACCCCAUCCUUCAUAAAAGUGAUUUGUCCACCUGGCUCCACGCAGCUGAACGUCUCCACAGGGGCAAAGAGUCAGAGCAGCUCAGCGUGGGAGCCAAGGAGAACCUUGCAGCAUCUCUGGUAAGAGAAACUGCUCCAAGAGUUCAUGUGUUGGGCUGUUUCUGAACUGUCACUUCUGUUUAUAAACAAAACCAUUUUCCAUUUAUGUUUUUUAUGCCACUUUUAUCCUUUGCAAUAUUUUUGCCCUCCUACCAGUCCUAUGACCUAGGACAACAGUUAGGCAAGAGCCUCUUUGAUUUGCACAGCAGCAAAUCACCUUGUUCACCAUUGAGAAUGGAUGGAUGGAUGGAUUUAUAUGCCACUUAAUGCCAAAACAGGCUUCUGAGUGUUUACAAGUAUAGAAACCAAUUACAUAAGAAUUAAAACAUAUGCAUCCAUAAAUAAUAUGCGACAAUCAAAUGGCACAACAAAAUACUUGCCAGCCAAUCCUACUCUUGUAUUGUACAUAUGUGUGAAUACACUUGUCCCUGCAUGGGCUCCUCACCUUGAAACAAGCGGGUAUACAUCUGGUGGAGAGUCAGCUGCCUCAAGGCCUUCCUGCCCCCAGUCCUCCACACAUUUUACCUGUUUAGUAUAUCUGCAAAGGGCUAGGAUGAAUGUGGCAUGCAGAUGUUUUGCACAUUAUGUGUUUAAAGUGUAGGUGACAUAGUCACAUCUUUAAAUACUCACAUGAACAGUCAGACCCAAUCAGAGUCCCACAAUAUGUGUGCAAAGAUGCUGAAAGAUGUGGCUACAUCAUCCACACUUCAUGGGUCCUCUUCAGGAAACAUCUGUCUGCUGCAUCAGUCAUGUCACCUUUGACUGAACAUGAGCAUCAUUCAGUUCAUAUGUGCUCGUGGGAGCUGUAUCCAAUGUUAAAAGCAGACCUAUUGAGAUUAAUGGGUGUGACUAACUAAGGUCCAUGAAUUUCAGUGGGUCUUGUCUGAGCUGGACACGACUUAUGGUUCACAUUCUGUGAAUACUUACAGUGAUGCUUGUGUUUAGCAGGACUUGAACACAGGUCUCAUGAACAUACGAAGCUACCUUACACUGCCAGCAUAUAUAGCCAAGUAGUGUAUAUUCUGAUUCACUGCAGUUCUCCAACACUUAAGAGAGGGUCACUCCAGCCCCACCAAGGUGCCUUUUGGUGAAAAAUGAACCCCAGACCUCCUACAUGCAAGAUUUGUGCUCUACCACUCAAUUACAUCCCUUCUCCAUCUCAUCAAGAAGGAAGGCUAGUCAUGUGUGAUGUUCCAUGGAGGCUGUUUUGGUCCAUGGAGAUACUCACCACCAAGCAUAGCUGAUCACCCCAGCUGUGCUGGAGGUGGGUAAGCAGGGGAACAUAAGAUCAGCACCUUGGAGAGGUGUCCUGUAGCUGAGGCAGGACAUACAUGUGGACUCAGAAGUGUCCUGGAGCAACUAACAGGUCUUGAUAGGCUAGGCUAGCUAUUCAUUGACUAGAGAUCCCUCCUUGUGCGCUACAGCUCCACAUAUGACAGUCCGUGAAAUACACCCGUCUCCUUACAGCUGCAGAUGUUGGAUGAAUCUGCCUUUGAGGAUUCCUGGUCUGUGGCCAUGAUGGAGGCUGGGUGUUAUUGGUGUGGGUGUGUUUGUGUUCAACUGCUAUAUUUCUGGCCACAAACAUCUGUCUGUGCCUUCUGCAGAUCUCUUCACUACAAGAACUUCCCACGUACAAGCCGGCAUCUUGCGACGCCACAGCCGAUUCAGAGGCAAAGGUGCCUUUUGAAGCGCAGAAGCAGAAAAUGGACCAGCCAGGUAACCUGCACUUUCAGAGAGACAGUGAUAGGGAACAACAUUUCUCUUGGUAGGUUGUAGGGUUUUUCUAAGUUAGCAGGCCCCAGGUGCAUGAAACACGCCCUCAUCUUUUCAGACAGACAGACGCCAACAACAACAUCAUCACCAUGAUUUGCUCGCUGGGAGAUUAGACGGUGUUAACUAUUUAAAGGUAAAGGGGUAAAGGACCCCUGACCAUUAGGUCCAGUCGUGACCGACUCUGGGGUUGCGGCGCUCAUCUCGCUUUAUUGGAUGAGGGAGCCGACGUACAGCUUUCGCGUCAUGUGGCCAGUAUGACUCUAAGCCGCUUCUGGUGAACCAGAGCAGCGCAUGGAAAUGCCGUUUACCUAUUUAUCUACUUGCACUUUGAUGUGCUUUCAAACUGCUAGGUUGGCAGGAGCAGGGACCGAGCAAUGGGAGCUCACCCCGUCGCGGGGAUUCAAACUGCCAACCUUCUGAUCAGCAAGUCCUAGGCUCUGUGGUUUAACCCACAGCACCACCUGCGUCCCUGUUAACUAUUUAGUUAGCAUUUAAUUUCAACUUGUUUGUGAAGACACUGGAUGACCUUGCAUCAAAGUAAGUGUUACCCUACACUUUGCCAUGCAUUUUCCCGACACUUUCCUUAUUGCCAAAAGUCUGAUCUUUUUGGGGAAGUGGGUUUACUGCCCAAUACCUCCAAAUCAACUGUAACUGCCCAACCUGAAUUUGCCUGUAUGUGACUGAAUCCCACCCAAAAAUAGAGACAAACUGGAAACGCCAUUAGCCUUUAAGGUGCCAGAAGACUCUUAUUUCUGUGGUUGCUGUAACAGACUGACACAGCUACCAUUUCUUUCAGCAAGAAAUGUAGACAUCCCUUGUUGACCAAACCACUCUUACAUCAAACUGCACUCCAAAACUUGAGAAACAUUUCCCCUAAUGGUUGUAAUUAACACUCUCAGUAGCAACCUCUAAGUUCUGUGGCUUCCAAAGAAACUUCUAUUGCUCAACCGGUAGUUUCACUCCUUAUAUCCUGGACGACUGCAUUGUUUGAACACACUGUGCCUCCAAUUUAAGUAAACUUUGAUUAUAACAGACAGUAGGUCUUUGUGCUCAACCGAAACCUCCAGCACCCUGUAAGGCUUUUCGGACAGCAAGACCAGAAACUUCUCACUUUAGCCUGUGGCCAUAUCAACCCAAGCAAGCCCCACCUGCUCAAAUUAUUUGUUCACCUAGAUCAGUAUUGUCUGCUGUGAUUGACAGCAGCUCUCCAAGGUCUCAGGCAUUUGCCUCCUGGUAUUUUUACCUGGAGAUUUCAGAUAUUUAACCUACGACUUCCUGCAUGCAGACCAUGUACUUAACCAGUGAGAUAUGGACACACGAUAGGAAGUUGCAAAGGGAAUGAUCCCUGAUUCAAGACAAUGAGGAAAUCACAAGCUUUUCCUAUUUAUAGCCCCCACAGGAAAAUCCCCAUUUUUUAAAUUUUCUCUACAUCUGUGAGGAAUAGAAACUUGACCCUUCCCAUCUCCUUCUCCCAUCAGUAAAAUGGUUGGUUGGCUCUCCUAUUAUAUGAGGGGGGAAAGCACUAUUCCUAUAUCAACAACAACAACAAAAGUCACAUCCGUAAUUUCAACUUUACUGGCUGAGCUGGAAAGUAGAGUUGGCCUAUAUGGCUUGAUUUUGUGAAGCUCUAGCCCAGACCAGAGAAUCAGGAUUUUUGUGCUAGUGGGAAAGUUUUUGUUUUGUUUUUUAAAGGCAGCUGUGUGCUGAUUUGCAUAUAAGGAGAUCUAAUCAAGGGAGAAGGAUCUCUCAAUUGAUUGACAUCUGGGUGGGGUGGGAACACACACAGAGAGAGGUUUUGUUUGCUUGUCAUUUGAAUAUUGGUGUGGCUCCUCGUCUGGAAACUGCAAGUCCUCCAACAGCUGAUCUUUCAUCUGCCAUUGUUUCCUUUAGGUAACGGAGAUUCUGAGUCAGUCAAUGAAGAAUCUGACGAGCCCAAUACAUCUGAUAGCGAGGUUUGUUCCCUUUUGUGUAUUUUCUCAUCAUCCCACACAUAAACCUGUCUGUCCCCCCCACAACACAUACACCAAGUAGAGUCUACCUUCUGGCUAAGCACAACCCAUUCUCAGUGUGGGACUCAUUUAGGAGGCAACUGGGCAAUACUGGGUUUAUUUGGCUGAAUAUGCCCACCUGUCAUUCAGCUGAUGACUAAUUUUUGCUUGCGCAGUGUAAUUCAAGACCCAAGGAAUCAGCUGUUGUUGGCGCUUGCAAAGUACCGUACUUUUCCGUGUAUAAUACUACGUUUUUUUACUUUAAAAAUAAUGUUUAAAAAGGGGGGUAGUCUUAUACACGGGGGCAAUCUCCCCCAUUUUCUUAAUUUUGAGUCUCCAAAAAUAGGGGGGCGUCUUAAACAUGGUGACGUGUUAUACAAAGAAAAAUACGGUACAUCAAAGCAGGUAGACUGGUGACUUUGAUUGGCCGCCAAGACCAUAUAACACCGGUCCUGGAAGACCUACAUUGGCUCCCAGUACGUUUCCAAGCACAAUUCAAAGUGUUGGUGCUGACCUGUAAAGCCCUAAAUGGCCUCGGCCCAUCGUUCAGCCCAGACACUGAGGUCUAGCGCCGAGGGCCUUCUGGCAGUUCCCUCACUGCAAGAAGUGAGGUUACAGGAAACCAGGCAGAGGAAACCAGGCAGAGUGGCGCCCGCCCUGUGGAACGCCCUCCCACCAAAUGUUAAGGAAAUAAACAACUAUCUGCCGUUUAGAAGACACCUGAAGGCAGCCCUGUUUAGGGAAGUUUUUAAUGUUUGAUGUGUUUGUGUUUUUAAUAUUCUGUUGGGAACCGCCCAGAGUGGCUGGGGAAAGCCAGCCAGAUGGGCAGGGUAUAAAAAUAUAUUAUUAUUAUUAUUAUUAUUAUUAUUAUUAUCACAUGGCUUUGAAGCCACCGCUGAUCUGCAAACCCCUUUUGGUCCAGCCAUGCCUUUACCCAGCCUGGUGUCAUAUAUUACAUUAAGUUGAAGGCAGAACUGCCCCAUGGUUUAAAUGGGGAGGGCUGGUGGGUCUGAUUAAGCCCACAAACAAGAGAUUCCCCACUUCUGAGAACCUUUGGCAAUGCUAAUCAAACCUUAUGCUCUCAACUAAGUCAAGAGAAGCCACUAGAGAAAGGGGGCUCCAUAUGGUGUGCCAGGAUCCUGCUCCAACAUCGCACGUGGGCAGACAAGUGUGGCGACAAAGCAGUCAGCUCAUGAGAUGCAUGGCCUUAUGAGAUUCAGCUGGCCCAGUUGUUAGGCAGAGUGAAGCAACUGCCUCAGGUGGCAGAUUCUGAUGGACAUUUGAGUAUUUCCCCCAAGGCAUUCCUGCCGAGCCCCUUGUCCAUUCCUCUGGGCUGGAGGACAGAGAUUUGUGCCGCAUCUGACCUGCCCUGUGCCCCCUAUGCUAGCCAGCUGGCAUCAGCUGCAGUGGGAGACACUGCCCCAUUGCCAGUGUUCCAGUCAGAUUCGUCUGUCAGCCCAAAUGGCUUCUGUAUGUGCAAUGGGGAGCACCAAACGUUUGCCCUCUCCCCCAGGCAGCAGAAUGUAUUCAUCUGUCCCUGCUAAAUCAAUCCCACCAAUCACCAAAAGGAAGACUUGCAACAGACACAUCCCAAAAUGAAGUGCUGGUGCCAUGGUUAAAAUAAAGGAGGUGAAAGUUGGAAGGAGUGGAAGCUGUCUUUCCAAAGCUGAGUUUCUCAGUUGGUAGAGCAUGAGACUAAAUCUGAGGGCUGUGGGUUUGAGCCCCACAUUGGGCAAAAGAUUCCUGCAUUGCAGGGGGCUGGACUAGAUGAUCCUUGUGGUCCCUUCCAACUCUAUGAUUCAAGUUAUGACCUUAAUCCUAAUAUAGCCAGGAUAGCCAACUAGCACGGCCAAUGGUAAGGGCAUCACUCUGGCUAAUCCUACACUGUUCACCUAGAACGACCUAUGAAAGGACUUGACUUUAAUCCAAAAUGAGCUGUGUUUGACUUGUAGGCAGGGUUGAAAGAGCGUCAACUUGUUUGCAGAAUACCAGAAGGAGGAAAAGAAUUUUUCUGAUCAGACCUGAUUUUUGAGUGCAAAACUUGAGCACAACUGAAGGAAAAAAAGGUGGGGUUCCCAAAUGCUACGGGACAUUUAACUUACACAUCUGAAACUCAUGUCUGAAUAAUUUCCCCCUAAUAGGUGAUUGGCACUUGUGAUGAUGAAAGCCUCCAAGCGGCUCCCAUGAAAGAAAAAUAUUGUUGCACAACUGAGAUCACCCAGAGAUCGCAAAAGAAGCGGAAAAGGGGACACGAUUCAUUGACAAAGGGUACAAACAGGGGGUUCAGAAUCAUGUAUUGUGAGAUACAGUCAUACCUCGGGUUACAGACGCUUCAGGUUGCGUUUUUUCGGGUUACGGACCACCAAAACUCAGAAGUACCAGAACAGGUUACUUCCGGGUUUAGGCAGUUGCGCAUGCGCAGAAGCACUAAAUCACGCUUUGCGCAUGCGCAGAAGCACCGAAGCGCAACCUCGCAUGCGCAGAUGCGCAGAUGCGGGUUGCGAACGCUGCGGGUUGCGAACGUGCAUCCCGCAUGGAUCACGUUUGCAACCCGAGCGUCCACUGUAUACUAUUUUUCAUGUCUUACAUAACACUGCACCUGUUUACUUAGGCCACAUUCACAUUUAAAUUGCCUAUGUUGCCACUUGUUACUUUGUUCGGAGACGCCUAUCCCCCUCACAGAGCUAUGAUUUCCAGAGUAGUUUAGCAGUCCAUCCCUCUUCACAGAGCUAUCUCUGAGAAUUGUAGCUCUGAGGGGUGAAUAGAGGCUUCCUAAGAACUUUCAGCGCCUUUAACAGCUCCCAGAAUUCUUGGGGGGAAGGCAGUUUAAAAUGGCACCAUUGCGCUUCAAAUGGAUGUGGCCCUUGUCCACUGAACUUUGUUUGUUCUGGUGGCUCAUUUGAGAAAAGAGCUAACUUUUCCUAUGCACAGGCCAGGCACUCUCUUCUGCUCUCUGAAUUCCAGGGUACGCAAAUGUUUGUCCACAGCGAUACAGUCCGGUGUGAUAAGGAACGCAAGCAGGGAGGACUCCAGAGUCUCAGGGGCCAGGCUGGCUUUCUGGCAAAGGGUUAGCCCAAGCCAACCUGGGAGGGAGAAGAGAGUAGGAGAAAGGCUUUGCAACACGUAAAUUGAGUAGGUGCACUAGGUACACAGUUCAGUGUUUGCUUAGCCUUUCCGGAGAAAUGUUAUUGACUUGCAGGGAAUGCAUUUUUCACAAACGGUGUUUAUUAUUAAGCCCCAUUCCCUGUAGAGGGGGAAACCUCUUAACAAUGGAAUGUGUUGUACUGGCAUUUCCUGCAGGUGACAAAGUAGGAAAUGGAUAAAGGUUGGGCACUUGAAAAAGGGCGGAGGGGACAACCAACAACCCUCCCUUCCUCUUCACAGUUCAAAUACUUUUCUCCAUCCCCAAAGCGCUACCCCUGGCUCUGUUUGUGCAGUCAAAAAGUGUGGGCUUGGCUGUGUGUGUAUGAGUGUGAGUUAGAGAGAGCAAUGUUGACCGAGUAUGUGAGAGAUAUUGUUGUCAGCAAGGCAGGAGGGCUUGUUUGACAAGCUUCCGUUCCUAUCACAUUGCCUUUCUGACAGGUCUGAUGAACCUGGACACAUAAUGUUGACAGCUCCUUUUUCUCGUUCUGUUAAAAGGCUCGGCCCUUCCCUGCAAAGCGCUGAGCUCAGAAGGGGUUAAAAUUGCAAAGGGCAAGACAAAGGUAGGCAGUGGCAGCAGGGGUGGGGUGGACACUGGUAUUUUCAAAUACCAGCGCUUGCAAAUUUAAUCCAGGCCUGCAAGCAGCUGCCCAUCUGCCUUUACAUUACCGCUCUCAAAGGUAAUAGGGGAACACGGGUGGCGCUGUGGUCUAAACCACUGAGCCUCUUGGGCUUGCCAAUCGUAAGGUCAGCAGUUCGAAUCUGCACAACAGUGUGGGCUCCCACUGCUCUGUCCCAGCUUCUGCCAACCUAGCAGUUCGAAAGCAUACCAUUGCAAGUAGAUAAAUAGGUACCACUGCGAUGGGAAGGUAAACAGUGUUCCUGUGCGCUCUGGUUUCCGUCGCAGUGUUCCAUUGUACCAGAAGUGGUUUAGUCCUGCUGGCCACAUGACCCAGAAAGCUGUCUGUAGACAAACGCCGGCUCCCUCGGCCUGCAAGCAAGAUGAGCGCUGCACCCCAUAGUCACCUUUGGCUGGACUUAACCGUCCAGGGGUCCUUUACCUUUUUUUUUUUUACUGUUCUCAAUACAGCAGGUUCCUGAAAUGCUGAAUCCAGUGUGUAUGACCAGGAUUAGGAUUUAGGACAGAAUUCUGCCCCAGCUUUUGCAGAACCUGCAUCAGUGGCAAGGAUAGCCCUUUGUGUUUAUUUUUUUCCAACCAGGAAGAAAGAACACUGAAAUUAUGGCGACAGGGAAGGGUGGGAUGGAACCCAAGUCCAGCACCAACAAUCAGUCAGGUUGGGCACCGGCCAAGGACGCAGGGGCUUGGAAGGGCGCCCAACCUAGCUGUGUCACCAUUCAUCACUCUCAUUGUCUUGUUUUGUUUUGUUUUGUUUUGUUGAGGGAUAGUGGCUCAUCUUUGGCACUGUGCCAAAAGUGCCAUGAAAUCUGGCCCUCAUGCAACCAAGUCAUAGACAGGGAGCUGCUCAUUUGUGUGUCUCUUAACAUGGGAACUGGGCGAAAUGUUUUCAGGAAACCCGAUCUUUAGACUCCGCAAGCUGCUUCAACCAAUACCUCUUCCCAAGGAUUGGGAAUGGUAGCUGUCUAAGGGAAUGGGGGUCACCUAACAUCUCCCAGCACCCUUAACGAACUACAGUUCCCAGGAUUCUUUGGGGGAAGUCAGUGACUCUUUAAAGUGGUACAAUGCUGUUUUAAGUGUAGGUGGUGAGUGGGGCCUAAGUUGGAUUUCACACUUGGUGAUCUAUUGCAAUCGCUCUCCUGAUCUACCUUCGGCCCAUCUCUUCUAUAUGAGGUGCCAGAGACUGAAACAAAACUUGCACAGUUUGUUAUCCCAGAAUGCAUUGCAAACCUGCUAACGCCUUUGUCUGUUUUGCUCUUCGCAGCCUUUAAGAAGCCUGUUCAAGGCAGGCGUAAUGGCAAAGCAGCCCAGAACCUAGCUGACGUGCAAGAAGAUCUAAAAGAAACAGCAAACCGCAGCCCUGCUUCCAGCCGCAAUGAAGACGAAGAGACAUAGCCCAAAUGUGCUUUCUUACUGGGGCAGAUCCUACCACUUGAACCAGUGUCAGAUAUUUCUGCUGUGAUAUGAAGCCCUUCAGUGGCCAGUUAUUCUCACUGACAUCAACCAGGACAGCUCAAGCCUGCUCAGGCACCAUUGCUUCACAUCCCUGACCGGCAAGUGAAUUCAUGUGGACUAGUAACUUACUGACAGUCAAGGCACUCUGGAGAGCUUUACAAAAUUCUUUGGUUAAUUCUCUCGAGAUUUUGGCAGUGAGGUGGUUUGUUCUGCUUGGCUAUUCUGUGGUUCCUUUUGUCUAGGUUCCACCAGUUCUCUGGCAUUCAACCAGAUUGGCCCUGCCAUACCUUCACUGUGAUGCAUUAAGUGUUGCAUCAAGAGACAACUGCAAUGUAAGGACAGAGAGACCAUGUUCUGCAUGCAGGGGGUCCCAAAUUCAGUCCCUUGCAAUACCAGUUAGAAUGAUCAGGUCCCGGGGAAUGCCCCUGCCUGAUAUCUUGGAGGGCUGCUGCAAACCAGAGACGACAACAGUGAGCUACAGCAGACCUGUCAGCUUUCAGUGACUUGCAAAACAUGGUAUACUGUUGCUUCUGCGGCCAAUACAACACAUCCCUAUGGGACCGUUGUCUUUCCUUCCUUUUAUAAAAUCAGCAACACUGCAGGGGCCUGGACAUCCAAUGUCCUGCAGGGUGUGGAUCCACAAGGGGAGGGCUGUAGAUCAGUGCCAGAGCAACUACUCUGAAUCCAAAAGCUUCCAGGUUCAAUUUCCAGCAUCUCCAGGUGAGACUGGGAAGACCUUUGCCUGAAAUACUAGACACUUGCUGCAAUGCAGUGUAGACAAUGCUAAACUGGAUGGACCAGUGUUUUGACUUCCUAGUCAUACCCACCAACCGUAUGUAUUUUCCCAGGACAUUCCUGGAAUUAUAGAAGCCAUCCCAGCUUCUGAUUAAAUCCCGGAAUGUCCCGGGGAUAAGCUGGCGCUUGCAGCCAGCGUUGGCGCUUGUAGCGGUGUUGCUGACCCGCAUAGCAGCCCGACACCAAAAGACACGCAUCCCGAUUUUCAUCAGGGGGAUGUUGGAGGGUAGGCUAGGUAUCUGUCAGGCAUCAUUGGUGCGCUGCAAAUCCCACCAAAAGCACUGGGGAAACAGCGGCAGAAUAAGGUCGUCCUGCCAGAUGCAAGCUAAGAAUAAAUGGGUCGAACUUUUGACAGCAGCUUUCCUUCGUCAAAAGGGUGUAUUGGGCCAAGAUGCAUAGCUGUCAACUUACAGAUUUGAAAAUAAGGGACCAGCAGCCUCGAAAAUAAGGGAUCAGCAGCCAAAAUAAGGGAUCAACAAUUACUUUGAUAAAAUACAUAUUUUGUUGCGUGCAAAUGGCUUUAGAUACCUAUUAGGUCCAUAAAUUACCAUAUAGCAUAUAUUCAACACAAAAAACAGCAACAAUUUGUUGUUGACAAAGGACAGCUGGAAUAGAAAGGGCCCCAUUACCUUCAGUAGCUUAUUUAAGGGACAUCAUCAAUAAGGGACAGCAGCGGGACAUGGCACUGGGAUAAGGGACUGUCCCGCCAAAUAAGGGACGCUUGACAGCUAUGCCAAGAUGGCGAAAGCAUGGUUUGACGACUCCUGGAGAACUUCCCAAAGUGCAUCUUAAGUGCUUAUUUCAGAUAUUGUUGCACCUGUGAUCCCCAUACACACACAUCGGAAGAUUCAGCAAGGAGAAGGGCCCUAGCUAUUGCACAUGGCUGAUGGGGAAGUCUGUGUUGGGAAUCAAGCCUUUAUCAGGAGAAACUGGCCACUCUCCAGGCACCCGGCUUGAUCUCCUGUUGACCUCCCUGUCUGCAUUCCCCAGCAGGAUCCAGGCAGAGGUCGCGAUAGGCGAUCCUUCUCAGAGUGAGAAGAACACACCCCCUCUUUCCUGCCCCCCCGGGCAGGGGAGAGAGAUAGACAGAAACGUAUUUACAUUCCUUUAUUUCUGUCUUUGCAGCGUUACAAAAAUCAUGACUGCUCUCUUCAAACUCCUGCAGUCGAGAGACAAACUCCUCCUGUACUUCCUGUACAGCUCAUAUUACACUCUGAGCUAAUUCCAGUGCCCUCUGCAAGGUGAAUUGACUGUCCCUCUGUUUCCCACAGAACAGUCCCAACGUUCCCAUUAUGUUUUGUUUUCAAGCUACCAGCAGCUCGCGGCUGCAUUGAUUCAAUAUCGUAACAGUCUGAAGGACCAGCGAUAAGAAACAAUAUCUGCUUAGCCACAUCCUCAUGGUUGCCAGUCCGAAGUAGUCUGAGGGCCAGAAAUGGCCUAGUGAUCUUCUUGGUAGCUUUUGAUCUACAUCAGUUUUGCAGGUGGUGGGUCCUGGUGACAAGGAAGCAAUCACACCUUUGAAGUUAAUAGGGGGAAAGGUAAAGGUAAAGGGACCCCUGACCAUUAGGUCCAGUCGUGACCGACUCUGGGGUUGCGGCGCUCAUCUCGCUCUAUAGGCCGAGGGAGCCGGUGUUUGUCCGCAGACAGCUUCCAGGUCAUGUGGCCAGCAUGACUAAGCUGCUUCUAGCGAACCAGAGCAGCACACGGAAAUGCCGUUUACCUUCCCACCGGAGCGGCACCUAUUUAUCUACUUGCACUUUGACGUGCUUUUGAACUGCUAGGUUGGCAGAAGCAGGGACCGAGCAACGGGAGCUCAUCCCAUCGCAGGGAUUCGAGGGGAAAGGAGCCACACACUAAACAAAAACUUCUGGAUCUUGAUACGCACAGGGUACAAAAAAAACCUACGUAUCGCCAAGUACCCAGUUUGAUUGUACAUAAAUGCUGCAUUGAUUAAACCACUGCAUAGUUUACCCUAAAAUAAGUGAUCUUAUUUUAAGUGAACUCUGUGUUAGGGAUUUGGGGGGGG
Molecule: messenger RNA, 32956 nt
Organism: Podarcis lilfordi (Lilford's wall lizard)
Lineage: Eukaryota; Metazoa; Chordata; Lepidosauria; Squamata; Lacertidae
Source: the annotation of a GenBank genome assembly